AUGUGUUAUGUAGGGAAAGCAACAAAGAUCUUCAUUUUCAUUGUGACUGUACUUGUAAUUCUUGGUCUUGUCUUGGUAUUUGGCCUCUUACGCCACCACCGUCAUCAAUCACAAAACUGCACUGAUGAUUCCUGUCAAUCUCCUCACUUACCCUUCCCUACUCCUCCUCUUACUGUGCCUACUGGGCUGACCCCACUUAGUCCAAUGGGCUUCUCCCCGCCCAGCCCAUCAUAUUCUGGGUCCACCCCACCACCAAAUCCACCGGACAGUGAUACACCUCCUCUUCCACCCCCACCACCUCCUCUUCCGCUCCCACCGCCACCUUUUCCUCCUCCUGCUGCUCCAGUUACAAAUGGGGCUCCACCACCGACUAAUAAUCCGCCGAGCAGUACUGUGUUUGUCACUCCAGAUUUCACUUUUCACAUUGGAUUUGGGGAUAAAUCCAAGGUUUUGAAUGAGAAGCAGAGGCUAAAGGCAGACAAAGAGAGCUACCUUGGUGUUGCAAUGUGGCUCAUGACACUUGUUGCAGUUGACACAGCUGAAUCUCACAUGUCUAGCCUCCCAGUUGCUUAA
This is a messenger RNA of Populus euphratica (Euphrates poplar), 573 nucleotides long. RefSeq names its product proline-rich family protein. The record is from RefSeq and is a predicted model, not a curated record. Bases 1 to 573 code for a protein of 190 amino acids. NCBI's taxonomy places the organism in Eukaryota, Viridiplantae, Streptophyta, Magnoliopsida, Malpighiales, Salicaceae. The transcript has 3 exons.